ACGACACAGCCACAGCAGGACGAGGGCAGAAGGGAGGGAACUGGGAGGGCCAGCCCAGAAGCCCAGGGCACCGGAGCUGGGGAGCUGGACCCAGAGCUCCCACAGCCACCCCUUCCCUGGGCCGGGUCAUGCGCUGCCCCAAGUGCCUUCUCUGCCUGUCAGCCCUGCUCACGCUCCUGGGACUCAAAGUGUACAUUGAGUGGGCGUCGGAGUCUCAGCUGAGCAAGGCCUACCGAGGACCCCAGGGCACCCUGCCAGGCCCCACGGCAGCCGGCCUCGAGCCCACCCUUCCGGCUAACCUCUCCGCCCGUCUGGGCCAGACUGGCCCACUGCCCUCAGCUUACUGGAACCAGCAGCAGUGGCGGCUGGGGGCCCUGCCCAGUGGGAACAGCACCGAGGCGGGGGGCUGCCGGGCGUGGGGAGCCGCUGCCGCCGCUGAGAUCCCUGACUUCACCUCCUACCCUGAGGACCUCCGCCGCUUCUUGCUAUCAGCGGCCUGCCGGAGCUUCCCACAGUGGCUGCCUGAAGGGGGCAGUGGCCAAGUGGCCAGCUGCAGGGAAACCGCCGUCCCCUACCUGCUGCUGGCUGUCAAAUCGGAACCAGGGCGCUUUGCAGAACGACAGGCCGUGAGAGAGACCUGGGGUGGUCCAGCUCUAGGGAUCCGGCUGCUCUUCCUGUUGGGGUCCCCAGCAGGUGAGGGGGGCCCUGAUCUAGGCCCCCUGGUGGCCUGGGAGAGCCACCGCUACAGCGACCUGCUGCUCUGGGACUUCCUUGACUUCCCCUUCAACCAGACGCUCAAGGACCUGCUGCUGCUGUCCUGGCUCAGCCACCACUGCCCUGGGGUGAGUUUUAUCCUGCAAGCUCAAGAUGACGCUUUCGUGCACACACCUGCCCUGCUGGACUACCUGCGGGCCCUGCCACCCAGCUGGGCCCCAGGCCUCUACCUGGGCGAGGUCUUUACCCAGGCCAAGCCCCUCCGGAAGCCCGGAGGACCCUUCUACGUUCCCGGGUCCUUCUUCGAAGGUGACUACCCGGCCUAUGCCAGUGGGGGCGGCUAUGUCAUCGCUGGUCGCCUGGCACCCUGGCUGCUGCAGGCGGCAGCCCGUGUGGCACCGUUCCCCUUCAAUGACGUCUACAUCGGCCUGUGCUUCCGUGCCCUGGGCCUGGUGCCCAGGGCCCACAAAGGCUUCCUCACAGCCUGGCCAGCAGACCGCACGGCUGAGCCCUGUGCCCUCCAGAACCUGCUGCUGGUGCGGCCCCUCAGCCCCCAGGACAGCAUUCGGCUCUGGAAACGCCUGCAAGACCCUCAGCUCCUCUGCUGAGCCCUGGGGAAGACUGGAGGAGUGGGUGGACCUGGCCUAGGCCUGGACGCCUACCCCUUGCUCAGCUUCUCCUUCUAGGCCUUGGUGGGGGCGGGGGGGACGGGGGGGUCCUGGAAUCACAGCUGCCUGAGCUCCUCCUGGGCCGCCCAGCCUAUGGGACUGAGCAGCAGAAGGUGGAAGACUAUUUCUGACUUUUUAUUUUUGAAAAAUAUGUCCUUCCCAUUCUGAGGCCUGUAGCUGUCUUUGUAUCUGUGGGCCCCAGAGUUUACAGUGCAGAGCUCAGCCGCAUCUCAACCUUUACACUCAAUACCUCCUCGCCCUUACUGGACAGAGCCAGUUCCAGCAGUCUCCUGGCUACCUUGCUAGACACCAGGUUUGCCUCAUCCUAUGGGAAAGGAGUCCACCUCUGGAGCACCCCCACCCCCGCCUGUCUGCUGAAGCUAGCCCUUCAGUUUGCGAAAGUUUCCGGG
Molecule: messenger RNA, 1792 nt
Organism: Pteropus alecto (black flying fox)
Lineage: Eukaryota; Metazoa; Chordata; Mammalia; Chiroptera; Pteropodidae
Gene: B3GNT8
Product: UDP-GlcNAc:betaGal beta-1,3-N-acetylglucosaminyltransferase 8
Exons: 2
Coding region: 129-1322 (397 amino acids)
Cellular component (GO): membrane
Molecular function (GO): protein N-acetylglucosaminyltransferase activity
Source: RefSeq, a predicted model, not a curated record